CCCGAUCCAGGAAUUGCUUUACUAACCGUCUAACCCUUCCUCUCCUCCUGGCAUCUUCCGCGGAGUUCCCGUUCGGAAUCCUCGCACUCGCCUACUCCGCUAUAAUUUAAAAGCUGCCUCGCCGGCAUCCGAAUCAGUUCCAGUUUCUUCUGCAGGGAUGGCCGUCGACGGCAACCGGGAUGGGCCUGCGGUUCCUUUUCUGGAGGAGGAGAUCGGCUCGUGUUCUUUAUCUCGCCAAGUCCGCCCACCCCCGAACCACGCCAGGGACGUUCACAUCUUGAGUUUGGCCUUCUUGUUCAUCUUCUCCGCCUACGGGGCCGCCCAGAAUUUGCAGAGCACCGUUAACACGGAGGAAGAUUUGGGGACGACCUCGUUGGGGAUUCUCUACCUCUCAUUCACUUUUUUCUCUGUGGUUGCUUCUCCGGUGGUCCGGGUCUUGGGGUCAAAGUUCGCGCUUGUUCUGGGCUCCACUGGCUACUUUCUAUUCAUAGCUUCCAACUUGAAACCUUCAUGGUACACAAUGGUCCCAGCAUCACUGUAUCUAGGCUUUACUGCAUCCAUUAUAUGGGUUGGUCAGGGAACAUAUCUUACAUCAGCUGCUUUUAGCCAUGCAGAAGACUGCCACUUGCAUGAAGGAACUGUAAUUGGUAACUUCAAUGGAGAAUUUUGGGGAGUGUUUGCUAGUCACCAGGUAAUUGGAAACUUGUUUUCACUUGUACUGUUGCAUGGUGGAAAGGAAGGAGACAAUCUCAGUCGCAAAAACUUAUUAUUCACUAUCUUCCUUUGUUGCACAGUGCUAGGCAUUGCACUUAUGUGCUUUCUGUCGAAAAGAAAUGACAAAGAAAGCAAUUCUUCAGCAUAUUCAUCCUUUGGAUCUGUCUUGAAAUAUGUUAUUUCCCCUCUACUUGACAAGCAAAUGCUUCUGAUCAUUCCUCUUAUUGUUUAUUCUGGCUUACAACAAGCAUUUGUGUGGGCUGAAUUUACAAACAAAGUUGUGACGCCAGCAUUAGGCAUCUCUGGUGUUGGUGGCGCUAUGGCUAUCUAUGGGGCUGCUGAUGCCAUAUGUUCACUUGUCGCUGGAAAACUUACAUCUGGUUUCUAUUCUAUCACUUUGCUUAUGUAUGGAGGAGCUUCUCUUCAUAUCAUUGUCAUCCUGUGGCUUCUUUUGGGAUACAGUCUAACAAGUGGAGUAGUUGGCUACAUAUAUCCACUUUUAAUGUCUAUUUUUUGGGGCGUUGGAAAUGGAGUGUUUAACACACAGCUAAGUGCUUUACUGGGUAUACUCUAUAAGCAUGAGAAGGAAGCGGCAUUUGCACAACUGAAGCUGUGGCAAAGUGCUGCAAUUGCUCUCAUCUUUUUCUUGAGUCCAUACUUGACGUUAGAGGCGAUGCUGAUAGGUUUGCUAGUUACCCUCUCUAUAGCGCUGCUUGCAUUCUUUUAUACCACUCUACGUACAGAUGGAAGCUAGCUUCGUUCUUGUUUCAUGAUGUGGCCCAAUGGAUUUGUUCAAAACUACGUCAUUAUCAAGUUUCUACUCAGUUUUCAUGAUAAAUUGUUGAUUGUAAAAGAUACACUACCUGUAAUUGUAUAUGAUUAUGUUGGUACUAAGGGAUCAAUUUCUGAUGGGUGCAUGUUUUAGGAAAAAUUAUCUCUUUCACCUCUUAUAGUUAAUUUGACAUUGAUUAUAAA
Molecule: messenger RNA, 1689 nt
Organism: Zingiber officinale
Lineage: Eukaryota; Viridiplantae; Streptophyta; Magnoliopsida; Zingiberales; Zingiberaceae
Product: UNC93-like protein 3
Exons: 10
Coding region: 158-1468 (436 amino acids)
Biological process (GO): potassium ion homeostasis
Source: RefSeq, a predicted model, not a curated record